Messenger RNA from Osmia lignaria (orchard mason bee), 2094 nucleotides. NCBI's taxonomy places the organism in Eukaryota, Metazoa, Arthropoda, Insecta, Hymenoptera, Megachilidae. The record is from RefSeq and is a predicted model, not a curated record.
AUCACGGUUGCAUCUCGCUGCCAAUUAUUGUGCAUUUUUGAGUUUAUUUGUGAUCUAUCGGCGUCUGCAAAGUGAAAGGAAGUGUUCCCUUGUCAUCCCGGGUUAUCGUGAGCGGUAUUCGGUAGCGUGGAGCGCGGUUCCUCGCCAAUUCCGGCGAAAACCGAAUUUUCGAACUCCUCGACGACGCCACGUGUUGGUAAUUCGUUAACGGUCACCUCCCUCUAACGAUUCGGCUUUCAAUAUUCGAAACGGGCACCUCGGUUUUCAUCGAGACGCUUAUAUUCGGACUUCCGCGUGAAUUUCUCAGGUCAUAACUCUGUGUGUGUGUGUGAACAAACAGCGUGGGUGAACCUCGAGUGUCGUGCCGAGAAAACGAACUGUAAUUAUUGCCCGCGUGACCUCCGUCGCAAGGUGUAACGGCCGGCCUCCUCAAUUUUGACUUUUGGUUUCUUUUAAUAAAUUGACCACCAAGACUACCUCGUGUGUUUUCAGUUUUUUUUGUGUGUACGGACGCUACCCCGGCUCCCCUCAUCCUCCUCGAGACAAAGUGGUCCUUCGAGCCGGAUACGGUAAGAACGGUUAGUGCGUGAGUGCUCUCCUCGUGCCGGACGUUCAGCAAAAUGGCCGCCUCUGCCCUUGAAGACAAAUUCGAUCUACAGGCGUCGCGUCUCACGGUCAUCCUCUCGAUGGCCACGAAGGCUAAGGAGGGCGCCUUUGAAGAUUACUGUCUCUCGGCGCUGACACAAAAGGAAGGCUUCCUUGACGGGCACCUCACCAAUUUCGAGGCCCUCCACGAGAAGUUGUGCGAGACCGAGGUGGAAGGCCUCACGGAACACCCCUACUUCAAGGAGCAGACGUAUGUGCGAGCCAUCGAAGCCUACUCCUCCGCGAAGUCAAUACUCACGACCCUACGUGAAAAACGGGAAAAGGCCUCACCACAUACCGCGGAUCGCCUCGCAAGGAGCUCACUCAUGGCCGCCUCGGGAGGGGUACGAAGAUUUCUCCCCAAAAUUCAGCUCCCGAUAUUCGCCGGAAGUAUAUACGGAGUGGCGCCCUUUCGCCGACCUGUUUUCGGCACUGGUAGGGGACAGCGUCGACUUGGAACCGGUCGAAAAAAUGUUUUAUUUGAAGGCCAGCCUCACCGGAGAAGCCUCUCGCCUCGUUGCGAGCAUCCCCGUGAGUGGGGAUGCCUUCACUCAUGCCUGGGAGACACUGACUCGCCGCUAUGAGAGUCGCCGCUUCCUGAUCUCCGCACAAGUUGAGCGCCUCGUGAACGGGACACCGCUUCCUCCAAAGUCCUCGCAGGCCCUCAACGGUCUCCUCUCGGAGGCGAAGGGGGCUCUCGACGCCCUUAAGGGCCUCCACGUCCCAGUGGAGCACUGGGACGUCAUCUUGGUGCACCUGCUUGUGCGCCGUUUGGAUCCCCUCACGCGCGAGGCCUGGGAGAACCACAUCGGGCGCAAGGACGAGCACCCUUCCUGGAAAGACCUCCAGGAUUUCCUUAUUGGACGGGCUAGAGCACGGGAAACCCUCGAGCUCUCCCGUGACGAGACUUCAGGGUCGAGAGUACCGGCCACCUCAGGACGUCCUUCGAUCGCCUCUCGGUCUCCACCCAGCGCUGCACGAGCUACCUCACGACCACCUCCAGCCGUCGCCAGACGGGCCUAUCAUGCUGCAGAGCUACCUCCGAAUUAUAAAGACGGUCUCUGCGGUAUAUGCGGAAAGCGGCAUUACAUAACCGAGUGCGCGGAGUUCCACGCGCUCCCGGUGAUCAAGCGCCGACGUGUGGCAGUGCAGCACCGCCUGUGUUAUCCUCCAAGAGGAGUCACCUCAAUCGGCCCUCCUCCAAUCAUCGGUUCUCCUCGCCAGCUCCAGGGGUCUCCUCGUCGCACCUCAGGGACGGACUCAUCCGGUUAGGAUGCUCUUGGAUUCCGGUUCGGAACUCUCGUUUAUCUCGGAGAGGUUACCUCAACUCGGUUACGUCAUCUUUCAGGAUUGCAACUUUCGGAUCCGGACUUCCUCGUUCCCGGCCCCAUUGACAUCAUCUUGGGAGUCGAUGUGUUCGGCCAGCUCCUCUUGCCGAAAAUGGUUAAA